AUGAGCGGUCGACGACGUCAACUUCCGGCCACUCCGGACGAUAUCGCCAACGGAUACCCCGUAUUCUCCCCAUUGACCCCACAAAUUAUGCGACGAUGUCAUCCACGUCUUCAGGAAGUUCGAAGCUUCGAUCCGAUGUUGGUAUCGCAGUUGAGGUACGUCUUCAACAUGAAUUUUAAAGGUCAUUGUUCUUUUCCGAGUUGUCCAUCAUCAAAAACCUACCAUACUUCUCUGCCAUGGCACUAGCAUUGUCCAUCUCAUAAAAAGCGUCCAAGAACGAGUGUACAGCAGGUGUUUAACCGCCUAACUGAUAGUAUAGUAUACAAAUAUACGUAAUAACCACCUCCGGAAACGAUCAUCAUCACAAACUUUUUGCACGUGAACAAAAACAAAGGAAAAAGAGCGUUUUGUCGGCUUUUCGGCUUUCUCACACAGAUAUGAUGGCUCCCCGGGCUCAUGUUCACGUUACUAUUACACCCCCGGGGAGGAACUCUUUCUUUCUCUUUCUCUUUCUCUUUCCUCAGCUGAUGACCAUCACCACAUACUACUAGUCUAGUGGUUCGGAGCAGGAGCACAAAACUUUCUUUUAUGAUGUUUCUGCUGUUGGCAAGUGACUCAGAGAUAGAGAGAAGAAGGGGGAGUAGUUGGCUCUUUUCCACAAGAAAUCAGAGCUCUCGGUGAAGGCACGAACACUUGAUCCUUAUCCUUGUCCACCUUACAGUCGUACUUUUACCCUCUUCCCCUUGGUACGUUUUCAGAUGAGCUCAAGUUUCCUGCUUCUGACUCCGCCCCGGAGCAUUUGUCAACAUUCCUGGCACUAUACAGAUAUAGUCGAACUACUUUUCUUUGCUCCAAAGAGAUUUGAAGCUUCUACUGUAUUUUUGACGAUUUCAUCAUUGAUAUCUUCACAGUUUUCAAAGUUCAGCACACUUUGCAACUGCUAGUUGGGACAUUGGAAUCUUUUUGAAACUAUGUAUGAAAGUAUUGGUUGCAAACUUGAACAAUGUUAGAAACCAGUUGGACCACGACCAAAGUUCAUUUUAUCUUUUUUCCGCAAAAAAUCCACCUGACUCGAUGCUCUUGUUCUUGCUCCGUCUAGACCCAAGUACCAGUUGAGAUUCUUUAAAAAAAAGAGAGAGAAAGGGAGAGAGAAACUUCCCGAGGUCAUAUCCCACCUGAUUGCACUUGCAUGUUAGCGCUCUUCUUGAAAUAAUAACGGAACAGGCGGAGGUCACGUAUACUGUUUGCAUCUCCCACUCUCUUUCUCUCUGUCUCUCUCUCUCUUUCUUUCUCUUUCUCUUUUGAUCUCGCAAAUCUAAUCCCAAAGAGCAUACUAUUUGCUCUUUCUGAGCUCGCCCGAGCAUCCCAAUCCUCUCACGCGAACUUUUUGUGCACAGUAGCUGGCUGCUCGGCGAGCGCCGCCAGCCGGAGCAUUUCCCAUCCUGACAUAAGUACCGCCCGUGUCUUGUUCGCAAAUUUCGAGAGAAGAGAACAAGACACACAUUCACAUUUUCACUUCUGAUCUUCUCACACACAUUUUCUCUGAUUUCAUCUGGUUCCUUUCGGAUUUCAUUAAAGAAAACAAUCAAGGAAAGAGUAUUUGUUCCGUUUUCUCAAAUGGGUUUCAGGUUUAAGUACGGGGCGUCUUGAAAGAAAAACAAAAAACUGGUGACGGGGGGUCUUGACCAGACCACUGCCUCAGGGGCUGGCUCAAAACUAAAAACCACUUCAUUCCAUUUUGCAUCCGUUCCGCUCUUUUCUCACAUGUUUGUGUAUUUCUUCUUUGUGCCACGUCAUAGUGCUUUCAAUUAGCUCGAACUUUUAACUUUAUGGGGUUUUCGGGUCGUAACUGCCACUUUUAACAACUCCGAAGCUUGUCAAAGAGCAAGCUAGGGACGAAAAAAGGAGCAAAAGUUUGGUACUAAUUACAAAACAUCUGGACCCUUUUGAAAAGAGACUCUUGUUUUCAAUGAUCGGGUGCUCCGGCAUACUGUAGGUAUACAUUGAGAAGUUCAAAAUUGGUGCAGGCAUUGUGCAGACAGAAGGUUUGGUGCUGCCUACCAAUAAGUGUAGUUUGUAGUCUAAACAGCAUCACGACGCACGAUGGCAGUCCCAAAUUUUGAAGCUUUAUAAGAUGGAGCUUUGAAAGCCCAAAUCACACUUUAAAAAGCGAUUUUUGUAAAAACGACAAGGGACACUUCAGCUUACUUCUCACGCUCUAUCCAAUUGUGUAAAUAUCUGAACGACAAAAAAGAGGAUCCUUCCAGUGACUGUAAUAACUACUUGAACUCUAAAUGACCAUUAGAUCGUAGAAUUAUAUCUAUCUUUUUUAUAUUGAGGGAUCCACUCUUCCUUCGUUCCGUCUGACUCAUCAGCUUUUCCUGUACAAGUGCCCUGAUUCCUCCCGGCGCAACGCCUCGGUCAUUCCGUCAACACUCUCAAUUAGCCUCUUCUCCCCUUCCCACCGCCACCCACAUUUCUCAUAUAUAUAAGAGAACCCAUUUUCACACAUCCGAUUAUCAUCUAACUUUUAUAUUUCUUCCCUUUUGCCAAUUUCCGCUAACCAGCACUGGAUCUUUUGAUCAAUUUUGUCGAUCAGUAACACAUUUCACAAUGUAUAUCCAACCACUAGUGCUCAAAACUUUCCAAAAAUGUUUUCAUGUUGUGUCGUAGCUGCCGAUGGUGUGAAAUGAUGUGUAUUCUUGUCGCUGUGCGCUCGUGUAACCGCAUUAUCCUGAGCACCCCUCCCCGAAUGUGGAAAAGAAUAAGAAGAAGAAUAUACUGACUCCCUCUUCCUUUUCUUCUUCUUAUCCUUUUCUUGGAGCCGUGCCAAAACAUGUGUUACUCCCGUCACAAUCAGCUGGGUUCACAGAAGAAGAAAAAAUGUGGGAGGAGGGGGAGGGUGUUCGGGCUUAGGGGGUCAGUUACGAAUAUUUUCGUGCAUCAUGUUGCGCUUCUCAUUCUUUAAACGAUAAUUCUGCAGAAAAACAGACCUAAAGGUUCGCGCUGCUUAGAAUACAAACUACAAAACAUUGUAAAGCAGCCCAAAGUUUUGGUGCUGCUAACAAGGUUACGUAGUUUGUAGUCUAAUUGUAAGCAGCAUCAAACCUCGAACACUGUAAUUUUAGAAAAUUUUUGCUCAUUUUUUGCAUGACUUCUGUCGAAAGGAGCGCAUUCUGCCUAGUUUCUUCUCCAUGUUCUCAUCUUUUUCUCUUAAUCCUCUUCUCUUUUGGUUCUGGUUUUUUUGGUGCCACGUCACGAAGGAUUAGUUGUCGAAAAGUAGAGGAAACUUCUCUUCUUGCCCACUCUUUUGCCUUGUUUUUGUAUACUUUCCCUGCUUUUACAGCCAAAUCAGUUUUUGAGAAGAUUUAGGUAGAUUUUACUGACGCAUUCUUGUUCGAACUAAAAAAUUGUAUUUUGCUCGUGAUGGUUUUGGUCGGAAAAAAGGAAAAAAGAAGGGAAACGAGUAGGAAAAGGCAAAAAGUGGAAGAAAUUCAAUUUUCGAAGAAAAGUGUAUUCUCCAGACGCAUUCAUCUUCAGAGCUCACUUAUUUUCUUGGCAGUAGAAAAUGUUUCUACAGAACUCGUUAUACUGCAAAAAAAAAGGCAAAAAUGACCCCUGAAACACCCGAAGCAUUAAAAAUCCGUGUGUCAUCUCUUUUGUGCUCCCCGUUUUCCAAUAUUGUACGUCCCAAAUGACAACUGAAUGCGGGAAAGUGGGUCAUUUAUCCCGAAUAUAUUGGCCAAUUCGUCAAAUGAUGGACCGACGCGUGCCACCCAAACAAAACAAAUAAAAAAACGGACGAGCUCUCUAGUCAGCCAGUGUGUUUGGAUUUGAAUUUGCAUUCCGAAUUUCAAUUUUCGAUUUUCUAUUUCAAAUUUCCAAUUCCCUAUUCCCAAUUCCCUAUUCCAAAUUCCAAAUACCAUUAACAGUUGUCCAAAUAGUCAACAAAAAGUAGUAAUGAGGGGGUACUAUGGGUACAAGGAUUUGUUUUCUUGAAGCCAACUCAAACAAAGCUGAUUUGACGCAUAUUUUUUCUUUGAUUUGUCACGUUCAGUUUCUGGAUGAAAGUCAUUCUCACGAAUCCAGACACAGCUCAAAAACAAGUACUUGCUAACUCUCUCACCUUUUUCCAGCCUUUCCAGUAUCUUGUUGACACAUUCUGCAUUUCUCGAGCGAGUGCCCUGGGAAUCAAAAAUCCGCGGCACUUUCCCACUUUCAACUUUUAUUCACUCAAAACAAGCCUAUCACCUACUCAUUCUAUUUAUUUGUUUUCAGCAGAAAAAGUUCGGAAAACUGAUGUCUGAGUAGAAAGUUUGACUGCUUUCGUGGUUGAGUGAGGAAAGCGAACGCUUGAAAACAUUGCAAAAUUUCAAAAUAAUCACUGUCAAGCAACCAAAACUCAAUACCAUUUUACGCUUUGACAAAAAUUUUGUAUUAGACGAAACCAGCAUAAUUUUUGAGGUAGUUAAACUCCCUUUCAAACUGCCUUAUGUAUUUUUCUGUUUGCUCUAGUCCCAUACUCCAAGACCUCCCUCGAAGAAAGAGGGAAGGGUGACCAGGCCCCCGUUCUACAUUAGAUUUAUUUGAAUCUUGAACGUUCGUGUCCGUGGCUCCAAUAGUGUGAGAUGUCAUCUGCCGCAUUCAAAUUGACCUCCCUCUCCCUCUCUCUCUCUCUGUCUUCCUCUCUUUCAAUAGUGCACUCGUCGGAUGUGUAUUCCUUCCGGCGUUUCUUAUUUUCCGUUGUCGGAGGCCCGGCCGGUGGGAGCGGAGAAUGAAUGUGUAGUAAAAUUAUGACCCCCCGUUUCCUCUUGCUUGCCCCCCCCCCUCUACUUCCUUCCACUCUCAUUCUUCCUCUUCUUCCAAAAUGUGCCUUUCAUUUUGCACUCUUUCCCAGCCCGCAUCUCCUUAAAAACUUUUUGUGCACCCCUCAUCUCCAAAUGCCUCGUCACUUUUCUUCCCCAUCUUGCUUUUUUGCCAUUUUGCCCCAUUCUUUGACCAAACUGGUGAUGUGUAGUUUGUAGUCUAAGCAGCUCCAAAAUAAUAGCCUGCUUGGUGCUGCUUAGAAUAAAAACUACAAAAUCUCGCUGGGUCGCUUCUCCUCACCAUUCUUCAUUUUCUCGAUCUCCAGAAAGAAUGACGAAUGACAUGGUUUUCUGAUAAAAUUGAUGAUGAAUUGGAAAGUAAAAAUAGAAGAAAACGAGGAAGAAACAGCAGUAAAUAACUGCUACCAAUUGUUGUUAUUGUUGUCUUGUAGUGUUGUGUUCCCAAUCUAUCACAACUUUUUUUGCUGCUUCUUCUUCUUACUUUUUCUUUUACAUCUGAAAAAUAAGUAGGAGGAGACUAGACUUCCGGAAGAGAGAAAAUGACGGAAAGCGUCGAUUUGAUGAAUCUUCGGUGGAUGCUCCAGGAGAAAUGGAGAUCUCAUAUUUCACUUUUCCCCUCCCAUUCUUUUCCACCAAACUUUUGCCAUCUGCCCCUUCUUUUCCCUUCAUGCUCUAUUUUGGCUCAAAGUUCAUUCGACCAUAUUAAUAUUAUCAAGUUCCCCGAAUUUUUCAGAGGCGAAGAUUCAAACCGACUGCUUCUCGAAGGAUUUCUGGGCGACGAGAUGCGGAACCAACCGUUGAGAUCGCAAAGUUUCAAACAUCGGCCGAAGCCUGUUGUAGAGGUAACUAAAAAAAUGUUUCCAUUUUUCUUGUAGUCUCACUUACAAGGCCACUUUUCUUAAUGUCACGCGUCGUAAACGUUACAGAAAAUUAGCCUAGUUUAUUUAAUCUUAUCCUCAAACUAACAAUCUUCUCUUUUCCUUUUUCUUUUUUUUCUGCUAUAUUCGGUUUGGCUUCAUUUCAACAGAAAAGUGGGUGGAGCCUAGUUAUCGUAAGAUGACUUUGCAUUUUUUUUUUGUUUUUCCGGUAAGAUGUCAACUGGUUGUCAUUAUAGAUAUCUGCAAAGAUACCUUUUAUUAAACAAAUUCCCCUUUUUAGCUGGGUUAUUUAUUUAUUUCAUCCUAGUCAGCUCAAAAUCGAAUUCGCAAGUAUCCCUCUGAAAAUCUGAAAGUGAGAAGGAAGACAAAAACAGACGUGUCCAAAAAACGACGUCGUCGUCGUGCAAAUUCUGUUAGUCUUCGCGCAAUCAGAAUUUUCUUUAAAAAAAGAAGAAGAAAUAUUUGCUCCUACGACCACCACAAACACACACAACUUUUUGAUUGACGUAUUAUUUCAAGUACACUACCUCCGGCGCCGCGCCGCCUACAAUAUUUGUUUUUCGAAAACGAGAACUUCUCGUCUUCAUCACUUUUUUCCGUGUAAUCUACACCUUUGCUAACUGCUAGUUAUAGUUACUGAUAAACAUAUAUUCUCGAAUAAGCUCCGCCCGUCUUUUUUCUAGAAGUCUCGACGAAAAAUGACCGAAUUGAUCAGUCCUGAGAUGCUGCUUCAAGUCGAGGUGGGUAUAGAGAUAGUAUCGAGUGACGUGGAAAUUCCUAUAUCUAGAUACUAGAAAUUAGCUCCUAGACCCCCUAAAACCUCGGUUUUUUAUUCUUCCGCUUCAAAAUGCACUCCUUUAAGGUUCGCCGGAUGGCCGUAGAUGAUGUCGGAUCACAUGAACGUCGUCGCAGCACGCCUACUGUAUCACGAAGACCUUCUCUUCAGAAGUAAGUGCUUUUGGAUUCUGAUUCUUGCUCUUCAAACGUGUGACCAGCCCAUGCGAUUUCUGUUUAUAUUCGUGGGCAGAUCUCCAGAUGUGGUGGACCACUAAUCAUUCGGAAGAGUCUUUCAGAAACUUCUCAUUCAUUAUUUUAUUUAGACAGCGCAUCAUGGAACCGAGAACCGACGUUUGGCCGGAAGCGAAACCGAAUAAUGGAAUUGAAGAGCGCUUUUUGAAGUUGCCCGAUUCUGAGGAUUAUACCAGGUCAGUAAAUUUAUCAAAUUAGUUCAACCGAUUUUUUCAAUUGUUCAGAGUGCGCCAAUUCAAAAUCGACGAGAAAGGAGCGGUGGUCGCGCGUGGCGACUCUUUUCGUCGCAAACGUACUCCCACCUACAAAUCCGACAAAUCGCCGUCUCCGUUCCCAGUUUCGGCCUCUACCGAUUCGGCUCGUGGCUCUCGCAGCGAAUCUGAGGCCAGCGAGCCGGUGGCCGAUGAGAUGGCCAAGCUUUCGGUCAAUGAUUUGACGAAUGCGUCAACCAGUCACAAGACUUACAAGGUAAUAAUUUGUCUCGGUGAAAUGACAUGGCUCACGAUAAACAAACUUUAGAUCUACGUUGUCGGGGACACUGGCACUGGAAAGAGCUCGUUGAUCUCUCAGCUGAUCACCUCCGAGUACAAGAAUGCGUUCGCUGAUGAAAUUCGUGAGUUUUUCGUCAAACUCUUCUGAAUCUUCCGGAUCUCUCUUCAACGAAAAAGUUUCAGAAGACUACGAGAACACCGUCUCAAUCUGCAUCGGUGGCGUCGAGUGCGACCUGGUCUUUUUCGAGUCCGAUCUCGCCGACCCCUGCUGGCUGACAAAUGAAGUUCACGCUUUUCUGGUCGUUUACAGCAUCGACUCAAAGUCCAGCUGGAAGCAAGCGAUGAUGGCUCUUGAGGUGAGCACGUCUACAAUAAACCUGAAACUCUUCAAUAAUUUUAGAUGAUCCGUGACCAGCCGGACUGCCGAAAUCUUCCGACAUUGGUGGCUGGAAACAAAAUCGACUUGGAGAGAAAGAGGACUGUGACGAAGCAAGAGGUCCGAGCUGCUAAGGCCGCCAUGGGCUUCGAACACUUUGAAAUCUCGGUUGCUCUCGAUCAUGACGUGGAUGAUUUGCUCGUCGGUCUGGUGGCCGAGAUCCAGGAGGCGUUUGCUCCGGAAGUCGUGCUCCAGAAACCAUCUCCACGUCAUCAUCCUAUCGACGAUUUCCACAGCGCCAUUCGUCGUUAUUCGCAGCGAAAGAAGAAGGCGCCGUUGAAUGAUUUGGAAGGAGGUAGAGGAAUACUGUACCUAUAAACACACGUUUUCGGUUUUCAGGAAAGUGCUCGGUGCUCUCACCGACUGGACUCUUCGCCAAGUUCCGCAAUUGGCGACGUGGCAGCUCGCCACGGAUAGAAACCAACUGA
This is a messenger RNA of Caenorhabditis sp. 36 PRJEB53466, 8088 nucleotides long. Lineage: Eukaryota; Metazoa; Nematoda; Chromadorea; Rhabditida; Rhabditidae. The record is from the annotation of a GenBank genome assembly.